UUGUGUGAGACUGACAUCAUUCUUCUCUCUCACUGGAUGUGUUUUCUUUUAGUUUCUCUCAGAAGAAUGGCAGCGAGAAGUGGCUAUGACUUUCAGCUUGUUAUUCCCGAAAGUGGUAAAAGAGUAAAGAUUAAUUCGCGAUCUACUCUCACUGUGUCAUGUCACUUGUCUCCUGCACUCAGUGCCGCUGACAUGGAGAUUACUUGGUUUAGUGAGAGGUCUUGUAUUUGCACCUAUAAGAACAGAGAGAUGACAGCGGGUGUUGACUAUGAGGGCAGAGCGAGUCUGUUCAUUAAUGACCUGAAGAAAGGGAAUGUGUCCUUAAGAGUGUCAGACUUCAGAGAGUCAGAACUGGGAGUUUACAUGUGCCGAGUCUCCAGUAGAAAUGAAACACAGCAGAUAACAGUAAAUGUGGCCGAAGAAGUCUCUGCCAUUUCUAAGGACCAGCACUUCUUUACAGUGGAUUACAAGGAAGGAAGAAACGAAUUAACACCACAGGUUGUGCCAUCACAUCAAAACCUUCAACACAACAGGCUGCCUGGGGAUAACAGAACUGGCACCAAAAGCAGAAUUUUUAGCCAAGCUUCAUAUAAAAAUGAAUCAAACAAGAGCCAGCAAGAGAAGGAAGACUUGAGAGACGAGAAUUUUCAGCUUUUAGUUCCCAGUACAUCAGAAGAACCAGAGGUUUCUUUGGGGUCUGAUUUGAUCAUUCCGUGUUACUUGUCUCCUGAAAUCAGUGCGGUUGACCUGGAGAUCAGCUGGUCUACUGAUUCAGCUUGUGUUUGCCUGUAUAAGGACAGGCAGGUGACCGAAGGGGUUUUGUUCAAGGACAGAGUGAGUCUGUUCACUCACAAGCUUAGAAAAGGAAAUGUGUCCUUACGACUGAAAAACUUCAGGCCGUCAGAUAUCGGAAAUUACCAUUGUCAGGUCAGCAGUAAAGACAGACGAGAGAAGGUAACAGUUAGAGUGAGGAUAAAUCCUGGUGUCCAAACUGUGAAUCAAUCACCAAUAUACCAAGAUCGAAAUGUUUCAUCAAGUCAAGUAAUGUCAAUGCUACAUGAGAGAAGACCGGCAGCAAAUGAAUUACCAAGGCACACGUCACAGCUCAGUGAUUCAGAUAAAGCGAGUUACGGCAUGAGCGUCCCAAACAUUGAUAAUUUUCAGCUGGCUAUUCCUCAAACAGCUCAAGAAGCAAAGAUUUCUGUGGGGUCUGAAAUCAUUGUUCCUUGUCACUUGUCUCCUGAAGUCUGUGCCAUUGCCAUGCAUAUCAAAUGGUUUAAGGAGACAGACUGCGUUUGCAUCUACAAGAAUGGACAUGUUUUUAAGGGGAGGAGCUACAAAGACAGAGCAAAUCUUGACACUUAUGAAUUGGGGAGAGGAAAUGUGUCCUUGCAUCUCAAAAGUUUCAGUGUCUCAGAUGUUGGUGAUUACUAUUGUCAGGUCAUCUGUAGAGACACAACAAAACAGAUUACAAUAGGAGUGAGGAUAAAAACUGAAGUCCAACCUGUGAGUCAGUCACCAACAUUUCAAGGCCAAACUAUUCAGCUAAUGCUGUUUGAGAUAGACAAAAUAUGGAUCGAAGAGGAGACAAACAAAAUGGAUAAAUCUGCUCUAAUGGCUGAGAUGAACGUGAACACUAAUCAGGAGCUUCAGGAUAUGUUGAUUAAGGCUUACUUCGAAAAAGUCAGACGGCUGGAAAGAGCUGAGCAGGAGUUGAGAGAGACCAAAAUGAACUUAAGACUCAACCCUCAUCCUCAGUGCUUCGACAGAGACAAAUCGAAUCCCUUUUCAUAACUAAAAAAAGUAAUGAAAUUUCAGGUUGAUGCUAAAUGUCUUCUCCUAAACUCAUCAGAGCUACAGUUAAUAUUUCAGAUCUUUUUUCCCCUCAUAUUAAGUAUUCUUUAAAUAAGGCUUAUUAUUAUGAAGAAGAUUACAAUGAAUUUACACUUUACCUAAUAUUUACUUCCACAAACCAAAAUAAAGCAGAUUAAAUUCUCAUUUAUUUAUAAAUAUUCAUAAAUGACUAUGGCCUUAUAAUAGUAGAAUCUCUUUAGUUGCCAGCUGAUUAGCAACAUAUUCCUUUCAAUCAACAAUUCGGCAAUACUGGUCAAACGUCAUGUAACAUAUAAUUCAUAUUUAUGAGUAAAGUCUUUGCCUUGCAAAUAACAGAGUACAGACUCUUGUCAUAAUUUUGAGGUAGUCCUCUCUGUGCCAUACUGACUCCCCACAGAGUUUUCAGUGUGGCUAGGCUAAGGUUUAAGUGUGAGACCAAUAAAGUGAAUUUACAUUUAUGUAUUUAGUAGACUCCUUUUAUCCAAAGCGAUCCAAAGUGCAUCAGAA
Carassius auratus (goldfish) is the source of this 2340-nucleotide messenger RNA. Its product is annotated as butyrophilin-like protein 2. Gene Ontology annotation, molecular function: signaling receptor binding. The record is from RefSeq and is a predicted model, not a curated record. The coding region runs from base 37 to 1794 and encodes 585 amino acids. Gene Ontology annotation, biological process: T cell receptor signaling pathway; regulation of cytokine production. Gene Ontology annotation, cellular component: external side of plasma membrane. The transcript is spliced from 17 exons. Lineage: Eukaryota; Metazoa; Chordata; Actinopteri; Cypriniformes; Cyprinidae.